AUGAAUGCCAUCACCCGCCCUUCCAUCGAUUUGGAGCGCAUGGCAAAACUGCAAAACCAGCCGACUUUCACUGAGAGCCUUCAACGCACUAGGCUUCAGCUCGAGGCCAUUCCUCUUUCCACGACCCCCGGUACCAUUUUGUGUGACGUAUCGCGCGGUACCUCCCGACCCGUAGUGCCAAGCGAGAUGAGACGAGAUGUUAUUGCAGCGUUGCACAGUCUGGCUCACCCUGGCAUUCGCACUACCCAGCGCCUCGUCAGCGAGCUUUUGGUUUGGCCAAGCAUGAACACUGAUAUCCGCCAGUGGACCCGUUCACGUCUGGCCUGUCAGAAGGUCAAAGUCCGACGGCACAACAAAGUCCCCAUUGUCACUUUUUUCGCACCCGACGCACGUCUUGCACAUGUCCAUAUCGAUCUGGUAGGUCCUUUUCCAACAUCGCGUGGUUGCAACUACUUACUUACUGCGAUCGACCGAUUCACUCGUUGGACCAUUGCAACUCCCAUCCCUAAAAUAACUGCGGAUUCCGUUGCUCAUGCCUUUUUGGAACACUGGAUCUCCCAAUAUGGCGCCCCCUCAGCUAUUACCACCGACCGAGGCCAACAAUUCGAUUCUAGACUUUUUAACAGCCUUACCGACCUCCUCGGGUGUUCUCGCAUACGCACGACAGCAUACCACUCCUCAUCCAACGGCUUAGUCGAGCGUUUCCAUCGGCAACUGAAAGCCUCGCUCCGAGAUCAUGACAACCCUUCCCAUUGGAGCGAGCAUCUGCCUCUGGUCAUGCUCGGUAUCCGCACUGCACUCAAGCCCGACUUGGAGUGUUCCGCUGCCGAACUUGUCUACGGUACUACCCUACGGAGUCCAGGGGAUUUUUCAGGUACUCUCAAAACUCAGCCGACAUGA
Spirometra erinaceieuropaei is the source of this 900-nucleotide messenger RNA. Lineage: Eukaryota; Metazoa; Platyhelminthes; Cestoda; Diphyllobothriidea; Diphyllobothriidae. The record is from the annotation of a GenBank genome assembly.